AUGGACGCUGUCUGCAGCAACCAAGGGGCUCGGUGGAGCAACAUUCAGAAGGCAGGUUCGCCGUAUGACAACGUGACCCUCACGGUGAUGUUUUGUGUCGUCCUGGGCUACUGCGUGCUUUAUGCCGUCCUCGUCUGGUACCUGGACAACGUGUGGCCAUGGCAGUACGGCAUCCCCAAAGAGCCUCUCUUUUUCACCAAAGUAAGCUACUGGUACCCCAAGGCGCCCACUAAUUUGCAGUAUCAAAGGAAGGACGCCACGGAAGCGAGUAUUCCACGUGAGAGCAUCGGAGACCGGAACAAUCCUGGCAUAGUGCUCGACAACGUCACAAAGGUCUAUUCGAAGAAUACUGUGGCUCUCUAUCGCGUCAGCCUCAAGGCUUACCGCGGUGACGUCACCGUGCUUCUCGGUCGCAACGGUGCGGGCAAGACGACCCUGCUGCGACUCAUUACGGGUCUCGAGCAGGCGUCCGCCGGCAGCGUCUACGUGGCGGGCCACGAUGCGGCGUUGGACACGGACGCGGCGCGCCGUUCUAUGGGCUUCUGUCCUCAGGAGAACGUCCUCUUCCUCGGCCUCACCGUCCUCGAGCACCUGCAAUUCUUCGCCAGGAUCCGCGGUGACAGCUGGGCGACGGCGAACAACGCCAUCGAGGAAAUCCUCGUGGCGUUCAACCUAUCCGAUAAGCGCGACACCCUGGCCAGCUCGCUCUCUUGGGGCACAAGGCGAAAGCUUCAACUUGGCAUAGCCGUUGUGGGUAACCCUCAGAUCGUGGUGCUGGACGAGCCGACGGCUGGUGCCGACCCCGAGUGCAAGGGCGCCCUCUGGGAUUGCGUCCUGCGGUUCCACGAGGACAAGACGAUGCUGAUGACCACGCACAGCAUGGAGGAGGCGGACACGCUCGGCGACCGCAUCGCCGUCUUGGCCGCCGGCAGGAUGCGCUGCUGCGGCUCGUCACUCUUCCUGCGCAACACUUAUGGUAUCGUGCACGGUACGGGUUAUUGGAUCCGCGUGACCGUGGAAGAAGGCGCCAUCCACGAUGACCUUCACGAAUUGACCCAUGCCUUUCAAAAGCACGUACCGGCAGCCCGUAUUGAAGAUGGCGAAUAUUCUGCGCCGCUUAAUUAUCUUCGUCGUGGUGGAACGUACAAUAUCAAUGUUGGAGACGUCGGGGCCAAUACGCUCAUUGAGUUGCUGAAGGAGCUUGAGGAAGUGCAUGGGCGUGCGCUGCAAUCGCUGUCGGUCUACGUGGCAGCCCUCGAAGAUGUGCUGAGGCAGGUGGAGCGGGAUUCGGACCGCAGAAAGACCUCACCGCAGCCACAGGCGCCGCAGCAGCUGCCCGACGUUCACGUGGCGGGACAAGAGUCGGAGGUUGGCUACCCUGCGGUCGCCGCGAUCGAGGCGAACUUUUCCUCGAGCGGCGAUCUGCGGCCCCGCCUGAGUCAACAGCUUGGAGCGCUCGUCGCCAAGAAGUUACGGUACGGCAGCCGCGACUUCAGGCUGCCCGUGCUGAUGUUGCUGCUGCCGCUCUCGGUCCUGUUGCUGUUCGCCUACAUCAACCAGACGCACAUUUCUCGCAAGCUCAGCUACUCCGGACCCGUUGAGUACUCGCUACUGAACGUCUUCGGGCACACGGUCGCGUUUUACACCACCGACGUGUCGACCUGGAGCGAACCUGCCGCUCAGGAAUAUGAAAAGUACCUACAAGAGGAACAAGAGGCCGAAGUGCGUGACCUCGGCGAUGCCGAUCCGCAACCGUGGCUGCAAAAGUUGGCGCUGAACAACUACCGUCGCUACCGUUCGCAGUAUAUCAUCGGCGCCCAAUUCAGGUCCACCAGCAAUUUGUCGGGAGUGCCGGAAAGCGCUUUCCUACCGGGAAGCCAGGACAAGGACAACGAGACGGCCGUCGAGGUGCGACGAGUGGCGGCGUCGCGUGCCUUCCUGCCCGGCUGGCGGCUGCGCGUGGUCAACCAUCCGCUGCCCAAGGAGAAUCCGAGGCCCGAGCCGGACCCCACCAUAGUGCUCGCCACGCGCCUGAUGUGCGCCGUCUUCAUGCCCGUCGGACUGGCUUUCCUCGGCGCUACCUACGUUCUCUUCCCAGUGGAGGAACGCGUGCGCAACGUGAAGCUACUUCAGCUGCAGUGCGGGGCCAGCUCAGCCGCUUUUUGGGGCUCGGCGCUCGCUGUUGACCUGGUGUUGCACGCAUGCUGCUCGAUGGUGAUCCUGAGCCCACUCUUCAUGCUUGACCGCCACCAGGUGUACUCGGACGGCUCCACGAUCGGUACUGACAUGGCUCCCCUCAGUGCGAAAACCAAAUCAAAAUUUCGCAAGAAAGCGUUAUGUGUCGUUAUAUGUCGACUUUCGAUCGCCUCCUGUUUUGCCAAAACUUCGGCCUGGAGAAAAUUCCGGAUCACCUUAAUCGAUUCAUCGAGUGCUGUCCGGGUGGUCUUGGGCGUAGACAACCUGAGGAAGAGCUACCGCAGCGUCGAGGCCGUGUGCGGUCUCUCGUUCGCGUUGAACAGCCACGAAUGUUUCGGUCUGCUUGGCAUGAACGGCGCUGGCAAGACGACUACGUUCCGCAUGCUAGCCGGAGAUCUGGUUCCCACUGCGGGCAACGCCUUCAUUGGCGAUGCCGAUCUCGCCACCACCAGGAGAAAGUACCAGGCGCGGAUCGGCUACUGCCCGCAGACGGACGUGACCCUCGACCUGCUGACGGGGCGCGAGAUGCUGGCGCUGUUCGGUCGGCUCCGCGGCAUCCGAGAAUGGGACCUGGAUGAGGUCAUCGACCGAACGCUGCAGUUCGUUGACAUGGCACAGUACGCUGACGUCACCACUGGAAAGUACAGCGGCGGCACACGUCGCAAAUUGUCCCUGGCCGUGGCGUUCGUGGGCCAUCCGAGGGUGGUGCUGCUGGACGAGCCGACAGCAUCCGUUGACCCUCAGGCGCGCAGGCGCAUCUGGAAUAUACUCACGGCCGUCAAGCAGAACCUCUACCUCUCCAUACUGCUCACCUCGCACUGCAUGCGGGAAUGCGAGACCCUGUGCUCUCGGGUGGCCAUUCUGUGCGAGGGUCGCUUCGCGUGCCUCGGCUCCACGCAACAGCUCAAAGAUGACAUCGGCCGAGGAGCCACGAUUCUCGCUCGAUGCCUGCCUCAGGAUACAGGCUCCGUUUGCAAAGCAUUGGAGGAACGCUUCCCGGGCGCGCAACUUCGGCGGCGCCACCAGCGCGGGGCCCUGCUGCGCUUCCACGUGAUGGCGCAGCUGUGGCACAAGCUAUUCGCCGGCAUGGAAGAACUGCGUGCCCAGGGUCUCGUUUCCGAGUACGUGGUCAGCGACGUCAGCCUGACCGAAGUGUUCCUGCACUUCACCCGACAAGAGCGCAAGGACGUUCCCAACGGCCGCGCAGCGUCGCCUCCGACAGCAGCAUCCGUUUAGAUCUCUUGCGCAACCGCCGGCGCACCUGUAUAUUAUUCCGUCAUUUGUUCACGCCAAUAAACUCCGUU
Molecule: messenger RNA, 3500 nt
Organism: Rhipicephalus sanguineus (brown dog tick)
Lineage: Eukaryota; Metazoa; Arthropoda; Arachnida; Ixodida; Ixodidae
Product: phospholipid-transporting ATPase ABCA3-like
Exons: 18
Coding region: 1-3432 (1143 amino acids)
Biological process (GO): transmembrane transport; lipid transport
Cellular component (GO): intracellular membrane-bounded organelle; membrane
Molecular function (GO): ABC-type transporter activity; lipid carrier activity; ATP hydrolysis activity
Source: RefSeq, a predicted model, not a curated record